Molecule: messenger RNA, 2187 nt
Organism: Pungitius pungitius (ninespine stickleback)
Lineage: Eukaryota; Metazoa; Chordata; Actinopteri; Perciformes; Gasterosteidae
Product: carboxyl-terminal PDZ ligand of neuronal nitric oxide synthase protein-like
Exons: 10
Coding region: 424-2118 (564 amino acids)
Molecular function (GO): nitric-oxide synthase binding
Source: RefSeq, a predicted model, not a curated record
GCAGAACCCAGCCAACUUCCACAAGCACUACGGGAAAAGUCGCGAAAACACAUCUGCCCCCCUUCCACCUCCACACAUACACACACACACACACACACACACACAAACACACCGUGUUGUCGUCGCCUGCGUGGGAUAACGCCGUCGCGGUGAAUGCCAGCAGGGCCGCGGUGCCCCGGACCUCUGCGGGAAGUUGUUACCGCCCAGCGGCCGCUGUUGAGGGCGUGAGCGAGCGUUGCAUUGCCGGGACGGUGCUCCGCGAUGGAGGACAUGCACUAGCCGGAAUUUGGGAAAUUGUUUUUUUUUUUUCUCGUUUUUUUUUUUCUUGGAUUACUUCCCGUUAAAACAGUUGGUUUUCCGUGGAGAUUAUCUUAUCUUUUUCCCUUUUCUUGGAAGUGCGGAGUUUUUUUGUUGUUGUUGAAAAUGCCCGCAAAAAGCAAGUACAACCUCGUUGAUGAUGGGCACGAUUUGCGGAUCCCGUUGCACAACGAGGAAGCCUUCCAGCACGGGAUCAACUUCGAGGCGAAGUACAUCGGGAGUCUGGAUGUCACGCGGCCGAGCAGCCGAGUGGAGAUCGUGGCUGCGAUGAGAAGAAUUCGGUACGAGUUCAAGGUGAAAAACAUCAAGAAGAAGAAAGUCAACAUCGUGGUGUCCGUCGACGGCGUAAGAGUCGCCUUGAGGAAAAAGAAAAAAAAGAAGGAGUGGACGUGGGACGAGAGCAAGAUGAUGGUGAUGCAGGAUCCCAUUUACAGAAUAUUCUAUGUGUCUCAUGAUUCACAAGAUCUGAAGAUAUUCAGCUACAUCGCCAGAGACGGACAAAGCAACGUCUUCCGCUGCAAUGUCUUCAAGUCCAAGAAGAAGAGCCAGGCCAUGCGUAUUGUUCGGACAGUCGGCCAGGCCUUCGAGGUGUGUCACAAACUGAGUCUGCAGCACACACAGCAGAACGCAGACGGCCAGGAGGACAGCGAAAAGAACGACUCCACAGGCGUGCGUGCUCAUCCGCCUGUAUGUGUGUGCACCUUCCUCGGCUCAGCUCGAGAGCUGAGUGGCGCGGAGAAGACGCCGACCGUCUCCGAGGAGACGGAUAUCGACGCGGAGGACGCGAGCCACGAGUCUGCGGCGGAGAUGAACCCGGACAGAGGCGUGACGGAUCUGGACGCCACGGCCAAGCCCCCCGACCCCAACCACGAGGAGAGCAAGGCUUCAGAGGAGGCCUCUCUGCUGAUUGCCAGCCCCAGGAUGCUGCUGCCUCCAUCAGGCACGCUAGCACCAGGCGCCCCCCUGUCUGUGCACCACCAGAUCCAGCUGCUCCAACAGCAGCUCCAGCAGCAGCAGCAGCAGACACACGUGGCUGUGGCACAGGUUCACCUGUUGAAGGACCAGCUGAGUGCGGAGGCCACGGCGCGGCUGGAGGCCCAGGCCCGAGUCCACCAGCUGCUGCUGCAGAACAAGGACCUGCUGCAGCACAUCUCGCUGCUAGUCAAACAGAUUCAGGAGCUGGAGCUCAAGAUGUCUGGAGGAAACUCCAUGGGAUCUCAGGACAGUCUGCUGGAGAUCACCUUCCGAUCUACCGUUCCUCCAGUCAUCUGCGACCCCACGACGCCCAAACCGGACGCGUCCGCCCCCCACCUGCCCGCGCUGGGCUCCGCCGACGGGACCGGGAGCGCCUUCUCGUCUUCCAAUGGGAGCCUGGGAAGCCCCCUAGGUAGGGACAAGUGUCUCCUCAAACUGGAGUGUUUCCGUUUCCUCCCGGGGCCGCCGCGUCCUCCGCUCGCCUCCCCUCCCCCGCCGCACGUGGCCGACCGGCCCGAGAGCGAGGGCCAGGAGGGGCCCGAGGCGCCGGGGGGGCUGUCGUGGCCUGUCGACGGCAAAUCGCUGAGCUGCCUGGACUUUGCCGCGAGGUUCCGCGAGUCGGGCAUCGCCUCGGAGUACGAGUCCAACACGGACGACAGCGACGACAAUGAGGAGGAGGGGGAGGAGGAGGAGGAGGAGGAGGGGGAGGGGGAUGAGGGGAUGGAGAUCUUUGGCUGGGGGAGGGACGAGGAGACACUGAGGCUGCUUAACGUUCUCAACAGACAGGAAACUCCCGACUGCCUGGGAGAUGAAAUAGCGGUGUAACGCACCAACCUGCUCCCCUCGAGAAUCAACAGCCCGCAUGUGUUCAUUCACACAAAGUAGCCUGUAGGA